Pristis pectinata (smalltooth sawfish) is the source of this 7259-nucleotide messenger RNA. RefSeq names its product DNA topoisomerase 1-like. Lineage: Eukaryota; Metazoa; Chordata; Chondrichthyes; Rhinopristiformes; Pristidae. The transcript is spliced from 21 exons. Gene Ontology annotation, cellular component: nucleolus; chromosome. Gene Ontology annotation, biological process: DNA topological change; chromosome segregation; DNA replication. The record is from RefSeq and is a predicted model, not a curated record. The coding region runs from base 141 to 2456 and encodes 771 amino acids. Gene Ontology annotation, molecular function: DNA topoisomerase type I (single strand cut, ATP-independent) activity; DNA binding.
ACCGGGACUUAGUCUCCGCGCGGUGAGCUGGACCGGCUCAAUCUGAGGCAGCUCCUUGGUGUGAAUACAACUCAAAUUAUAAAACUCUCAGCGGCCAAGUGGGGGGUGGGAAGCAUCUACAAAUAAAUCUCCUCAAAAAAAUGAGCCUCGAUCAUCUCUCCCAGGUCAACACGGAUUGUCGGCUGAACGACUCCCAUAAGUCCAGUAAAAGUGAAGAAAAACACAAACAUAAAGAGCACAAGCACAAGUCAAAGGAUCGGGAUAAGGAUCGUGAGAAACCGAAGCACAGCUCCUCCGGUUCCAAGAAUCAUAGCAACAGUGAGCACAAAGAUUCUUCGGAAAAGAAACACAAGGAUAAAGAAAGGGAAAAAGACAAAUUAAAGCACAGGGAUGGGAGCUCUGACAAACACAAACAUAAGGACAAAGACAAGGAGAAAAGAAAGGAAGAAAAGGACAAGAUCCACACCUCAAGUAGCGGUUCUGGAGACAAAGUAAAGAAGGAGAAUGGUUUCACAAGCCCUCCUCGUAUAAAACAGGAGCCAGAUGAUGAUUAUGUCCCAUCCAUUAAGGUGGAAAAUAAACCAAUGAAGAGAGUCCGUGAAGAUGAUGACGCUGAUUUUAAACCCAAGAAGAUCAAAACAGAAGAUGCAAAGAAAGCCAAAAAGCGAAAACCUGAAGUGGAAUCAAAGAACAAAAAGUCCAAAGUUAAAGAGGAAAGUGAUGGCCAAGGAAAAAAGAAGAAGAAAAAGGAGGAAGAGGAUAAAUGGAAAUGGUGGGAAGAAGAACGCUAUACAGAUGGUGUGAAAUGGAAAUUUUUGGAACACAAGGGUCCAGUGUUUGCUCCGCCAUACAUUCCACUCCCAGAUAAUGUUAAGUUCUAUUACGAUGGAAAUCCUAUGAAGCUGAGCCCUCAGUGUGAAGAGGUUGCAACGUUCUUUGCUAAAAUGCUUGAUCAUGAGUACACUACGAAAGAUAUCUUUAGGAAAAACUUUUUCAAGGACUGGCGAAAGGAAAUGAAACCGGAAGAGAAGGCAGUAAUAACAGAUCUCAACAAAUGCAACUUUGAAGAAAUGAGCCAAUAUUUCAAGGCACAGUCAGAGGCUCGAAAGCAGAUGUCCAAAGAAGAGAAGCAGAAAUUAAAAGAAGAAAAUGAGAAGCUUGUACAGGAAUUUGGAUAUUGUAUAAUGGACAACCACAAAGAGAGGAUUGCAAACUUCAGAAUUGAGCCACCAGGGCUCUUCCGUGGCCGUGGGAACCACCCAAAGAUGGGCAUGCUGAAGAGAAGGAUCAGGCCUCAGGACAUCAUCAUCAACUGUAGUAAGGACUCAAAGAUCCCACAACCACCUCCAGGCCAAAAAUGGAAAGAGGUCCGACAUGACAACAAAGUGACUUGGCUGGUCUCGUGGACAGAGAACAUUCAGGGCUCCAUCAAAUACAUCAUGCUGAACCCCAGCUCCAGAAUUAAGGGUGAAAAGGAUUGGCAGAAAUAUGAGACUGCUCGGACAUUGAAGAAACACGUUGACAAGAUACGUGCACAGUACAGGGAAGACUGGAAGUCAAAGGAGAUGAAAAUCCGACAGCGUGCUGUUGCACUUUACUUUAUUGACAAGCUAGCUCUGAGAGCUGGUAAUGAGAAGGAAGAAGGGGAGACUGCAGACACAGUAGGUUGUUGCUCUCUCCGAGUGGAACACAUAAACCUGCAUGCUGAGCUUGAUGGUCAGGAAUACGUGGUUGAAUUUGAUUUCUUGGGUAAAGAUUCCAUUCGAUAUUACAACAAAGUGCCAGUGGAAAAAAGGGUGUUCAAGAAUCUUCAAUUAUUUAUGGAGAACAAGCAACCUGAAGAUGACCUUUUUGACCGUCUCAAUACUUCAAUCCUCAACAAACAUCUACAGGAGCUAAUGGACGGACUUACCGCUAAAGUAUUCCGUACCUACAAUGCUUCUAUCACUCUGCAGCAGCAACUGAAGGAACUGACCAACCCGGAUGAAAAUGUUGCAGCAAAAAUACUCUCUUACAAUCGUGCCAACCGAGCAGUCGCUAUCCUUUGUAACCAUCAGAGGGCACCCCCAAAGACAUUUGAGAAGUCGAUGCAAAACCUACAGACCAAAAUUGAUGCAAAAAAAGAUCAAAUUGGCCUAGCCAGGAGAGAGCUGAAGAGUGCUAAAGCUGACUAUAAAGUCAGAAAAGAUGAAAAGUGUCGAAAAUCUGUGGAAAGUAAGAAGAAAGCUCUCCAGAGACUUGAAGAACAGUUGAUGAAAUUGGAAGUUCAAGCUACUGACCGAGAAGAAAAUAAACAGAUAGCCCUUGGGACUUCCAAACUCAACUACCUGGAUCCUAGGAUAAGCAUUGCUUGGUGUAAAAAGUGGGGCAUCCCAGUGGAGAAGAUCUACAACAAAACCCAGCGUGAGAAGUUUGCCUGGGCCAUUGAUAUGGCAGAUGAAGACUUUGAAUUUUAACCAUUGACGUGGCUGAAGCUGAGUGAAACGCAGUCUAAGCCACCUCCGAGCUGGAGGAGAUACGUUUUUAUGUAACAAGGAAAAAGGAGAACUCUGUGGUUCCGUAGCUACUGUUUUAAGAGGAAGAAAAGCAAAGCAAAUAUAUAUAUAUAUUCGCACUGAUUAGAUUGGUGCAUUUAUACUGUUAGAACCUUGCAAUAACUUUUUUUUUAAAUUGAGAACUACAGUCCUGUUUUAAAAAAAAUCAAAAGUGCACCUGCUUUAAAACUGGUCACUGCUGAGCUCUGGGGAAGAAUCAGUGACUGUUCAGCCUGAUCUGGAGACUGAAUGCUUACUAUCCUGUGGUUUGUUUUUUCUUUUUUAUCUCUUAAAACAUUUGUCCCGACUGCCCUAACCGACUAACUACAACUUGAACCCUGGCAUUCAUUAGAUAUGGUUAACUGCAAAACUAUUAACGUGAGUGAUUUUAGAUUUUACCAGAAGGAUGAUUUUAUAUCAAUGUGUUUUUUAAGAAUGUUGCAGUGGUGGAGCCAGGAGCAUUUGGGGUGGUGGGUUAGCAUCUGAUUGUCUGGCAUAAUCUAUAACAAUUGUCCUUUGAGCAGAGCAGCCCCAUGCUUCCUCCCACCCCCCCCCCCCCCCCAUCUCUAGGAUUGUAGAUCUUGUGCUGCUCUUGGGGCCAAAGAUAAAAUAGUUCUGUGAGCAGGACACUCAGCUGGGGUACCAAGCUUGGCCUGUCAAAAGGCCUAUGCAGGGAACAGUCAAAGCUGGACAAGUAUGUAACUCAUUCUCUUUCACCCCCACCCCCAGCUGUUUUGAACAACCUCAAGAAAGGUUUGCCAUUGUAGCUAUGGCCUGCCUCUCCACUAACCUGCUCCGCCACUGAAAUUACGCUUUGCUGCCUUUUCCUCCCCCACCAUGAAUUGGUAAUAUAUUUUUUUAAUGGAUGUAUUGCAGCCUGCUUCAGUUUCAUAUACUGUAAUGUUUUUAAAACAAAAUCCUUUUUUUUAAAUGUUUGGGAAAGAUUGCCCAUUUGCAGGUGAAACUGAGUUAACUCGAAUCCAAAGGGGAUUUGAGUCUCCUUCAGCAGUCCUGUGAGAAACCCAUUAGAAUAAAUUUUGGGUUGUUCUGACCCAGAAGAAUGGCUAAACUUUAAAGACCUGAUGAAUUUAUGGGGUCAGGUCAUCUAGUUCAUACUCCAUGACCAAUGCUUUGUGAGCCACGUGUUUGAACAGUCAUGGUCUUUCAGUCUCUGAUUGUUGCUCUGGGAAUUUUUAAACAUGAUUUCUUUUAAGGGCGAAGGGGAGAAAUGAGAGGUUCCUGAGGAUUUAGUAAGUCAAAAGAAAUAGUGAAAUGUUGACACUUCCAGUUUUAAAGUUUGUAGCAAGUAAAUGGACCAUCAAGAAAUAUUGGCAGGGAGGGUGGGGGGAAUGGAAAGAACGGAAAUAACUCCCCCCACCCCACCCCAGAGCAACAUUUAAAAACUGUGAAACUAAUAAUAUGUGGUAAGUGUUCCGCUGCAUUCCCCAUGUGAGCAGUCCAAGCAAUUUGUCUGAGCUUUUGGUAAGCAGUGACCUUUUAGAUCUGGUGUGUGCUUGUGUUUCUUAACCCUUUUUUUAAAAAAAAGGUUUCCUUAUCUGUGACUGAGAUGAAAUCCUUUUUAGACAGAGUUAUUGGAUAGUGACUAACACCCAACAGCAACUACAAGCCAAUUGAGGCUUGCUUAGCUGUAAGCUGUAUGUUUAGUUUUUUUUGGACUUUUGUCAAUGGGGAAGUAUCUACAGCUCGAGGUUUAAUUUACUACGAUUGUAAUUAAUUUUAAAAGUGUGCUGUUAAUUAGUACUUUCUUCCUCGUGCAUUUUAAAGGCUCCUUGCACUCCAUCAAGUAAUUAUUUAGGUUGCCUGAAUAAUUAUUUCCAGAUAUUUUGAACCAUUUUGAGAAAAGGACAUCUUAAGAGGCCUUUAUUGCUGUGAAUAUGUAUUUUGUUGUAUUUAUAAAAUUUAAAAAAAACAUUUCAGCUUGACUUGGGGGAAACAGAAGUAGACAAGUUAACUCGUUCAGAGGCCCUGUCACCAAAGAGUAAGGGGACUUGAUUUAAAUGUGUCCACUGGUUUAAGUUGAAUUUUUUUUUUCUUUUUUUAACUGUGAAUGGUUUUCCUUUUGUUUUUAUGAGACAUGCAACUUUUUAAUGCUUCAACUCAGGUUAGAGAGUGCGCGAGCGAGUGAGAAAGGGUACCAGAAUGAACUUGCCUACAAUUCCAGUAUUUGUGACUUUUUCCAUUUUAAAAACUGCAUCAUCUUAGCCUAACUGGACAGCUGACCCUGGAAACCUGAAACACAAGUGUCACCAUUAUUUAUUUUUUUCUCUCUGGAUUCUAGAUGCUGUGCCGCUUGCUAUAAUUAGGAGGGGUUUGUAUAUGGUGCUGCUUGUUCAGUUAAGAGAGAAACAAAUGGAACAAACAUCUCUCCUGAUUUAAACCCCACCCCCAUUCCCCCCCCCCCCAAUACACACAAACAACACACACACACCCUUCCCACACUACCUGAACCAAACAUUCGCUGUCCAUUUGGCCACCCAGCUCACUUGAUGUUGUUGUCUUUGGCAGGAGUUCAUCCCCACCUAGUGCUUUCAGUCACUUCCUGACAUCCAUGGGAUAGACUGUAUUGCCCAGGCCUUGAGUCAAUAAUAUUGGAUUAUGACAGAUCUCAGAGUUGAUUGAAAAUCAACUUUUGACGUGUCCAUUGUUAAGCACACUCUUUUCACAGCCUCUUAGGUAAUUGGUGUGCUUUGUUUUAGAUGGCGGAGAGAUUGGGGAGUAGUAGUACGGAUUUAUGUUGUCAUUUCAAGAGGAUAGAGUGCAGAACAAAUGUCACACCGUUAGGCAAUACAAAGCACAGGGUGUUUCCACCACAUCCCACCACUGCAUUAUCUAUCCAGAAUUCUAGAUGAUGAUUAUAUGUAGAAUGGAUUUGAAAUGGGUAGAACUUGCCUGAUUAUGGGAAACUUAAAGAGUGGCCACAGAACCAGCAUAGUGAUUUGGAUGCUUCCCCUGUUUGCACCCAACUCAAAUCCACCCUGAAUUUCUAACUAUCAAGAGUCUCUUGUAAAGUAAGUUUGGGGCAGACUGCAGUGGCUCCUUAGUCAGUAUACAUCCACAGGUACCAAACAGCUAAUUCAACACCUGAGGUAUCCCGGCUCUCAGGUCCAGAGAUGGAGUGGGGAAGGGGAUGGCUAGUAAGGGGAUUUAUCUUUUUGGGUUUGGGAUAAAGCCGUGCAUUUUGUUAGAGAAUUGUAGAAAAAAGCUUUUGUUUGCAUCUUAGCUUUUGCUAUAUGUAAACUGACAAUACUUGAAGCUGACACUGAAUGAGAAAGUGUUAAUUGCUCAGGACCAGCACUGAAUAAACAUACUGUAAGGAACCUUCUCAAAUGGUGGGAAAUGAGUGUAGCUUGCUGAUGCACACCAUUAUUCUGUUUUAAAGCCAACUGUUUGGUUAUCCUAUAACCUAGAGUUUGUUAAAACUAGAUAGUGAAAUUGCAGCUUGGGUGGGGGGUGGGGGUGAGGGUCUAGAUCUUUUUUUCUCACCUUGCCCUACACAUCCACUCUUCACAUUUAACAAAUGGGGACCUUGGCUGCAAGUGUUGCAUGUCUUUCUGCUUUGCACAUGACCCUGUUUUGUGUGUCAUUGGAUGGGGGUGGAAACUUAAUCCAAUGUAUGCACUAAGUCUUCUGCUUAAAAUGUUAACCAUUAGCGUGCCAUUGGGACUCCAGAUGAUGAGAGAUGAGCAGCACCAACAUUUAAAUCUGAGUGAUCCACAGUGUUGCACAAAUUGUUCUUUUGCCUGUCACCUCCUCACUGUGGAUAGGGAAUUGAAUCCGGUGUGUAUAAUCAACAGCUGGCAGAGCCAAUGGAGCUGUUGAAGAGCAUCCAUAAUGUUAGGACAACCUCUGUUUACAAAAUAAAUGAAUCUGCAUUGGGCAAGUGCCACUAUUUCACCGACCUCCAAGACCCCUUCCCUACUGCCCUGGCUGAAGAUCUGGAGCUCAGGGUGGUAAUCCAAUGGAACUCUGUGUGUUAGCAUGUCAUACUCUGACCUAUCCUCCACUUGCUUCAAUUUUAAAUUCUUUUGAACACUUUCCGUUAUAACCAUUAUUUCGCUACCCCUUUGUUCUUCCUUCACCCCAACCACCACCCCUCACCCCAAAUCUCUUAGGUAGGAAAAAGGUUGUUAUAAAAUGCACUCAUUAUAGGAGAUGAAAUAUUUUUUACAAUUUAAUGUUGGGAGGGUGGGUGGGAGAUGAGUUGCCGCUUAGAUCUUACCUGAAAGGUUGUUGAGCCAUAUAUGAAUUGAGCUGCUUGGUUUUAAAAUGCAAGCUUUUUAAAUUUAUAAUUUAAACUGGAGUUCUUUUAGCAUUUACACAGUAUGCCACUGUGUUCGUGAUUUUGUUUGGGCACCAAUUUUAGCAUGUUCCUGUGCUUCAGCUAUCCAGUUAGGUUUUCCUCUUCCCUGUCUAUGAAUCAUUGUUGAACUGUUGUAGCACAUUUAUCAUGUACUUGUGAAACUGGCCAACAUAUAUAUAAAUAUAUAUUAAAAGAUGCUUAUUCAGUCUGAAUUGUAAUGAGGAAAUUUUACAUUUUUCUUUUUUCCUCUUGCCUAAAAUUCUCUUUAGUUUGUGCUUUAACCGAUGAGCUAGUAUUCACAGACUGAUGUGUACCAGGUUUUUUUUACAGAUUAUUUCUGUAAAUUUAACAUACUGCGAUGAACUGUGCUCAUUUGUAUUUUUAAAUAAACACAUUGUACACUA